This is a messenger RNA of Hydatigera taeniaeformis, 1716 nucleotides long. Lineage: Eukaryota; Metazoa; Platyhelminthes; Cestoda; Cyclophyllidea; Taeniidae. The record is from the annotation of a GenBank genome assembly.
AUGCUGAUUGAUAUUACGAAGUUCCUCUUCAUAUUCCUCCUUGUGAUAACUUCAUUUGCCUGUGGACUGCACCAGUUGUACUACUACUACUUCUCCGAGGACAAUGACAUGCGGCCAGCUGCAUUUUCUUCGUGGAAUUCUUAUCUUUUUUUCCCAAUGGACAGCCUUCUGCGAUCCUAUCAAGCGCUCUUUUGGCAUCUUUUCGGAGUGACGCAAAUAAAUCAGUACCGGCUUCAGACAAAGGAUGCCGAGGGCAAAAUGGUCGACUUGAAGUCAGCCCAGGUGACAGUGACGGUGGGCGAGAUACUCCUGAUGAUCUAUCACGCCAUGGCCAUAAUCGUACUCGUUAAUAUGCUCAUCGCAAUGAUGUCAAAUUCCUUUCAGACCAUCCAGGCAAUAAGGAAAGUCGCUAUUGAUAAAUUGAAUGUCGUUGGACAGAACCAGGCUGAUACUGAGUGGAAGUUUGCCCGCAGCAAGCUCUGGCUCGGCUAUUUCGAUGAGGGCUCUACUCUGCCACCGCCACUAAAUACUAUCGUCAGUCCCAAAUCCAUCUGGCGAUUUGCAAGAGGCCUCAUUCAUCUCCUUACCUGCUCCACUACAUUCGCUUCGGUGACCGAUGACAAAUCAAAGUUGCCGCCCACUCGUGGGCGUAUGCGCCAUCGAUGCAAACACAGUGGAACUGUGAAGCCGUUCUCUCCUAAUCAAGCUAACUCAACCACUGGACACAGGAGUUUGUGGUCCGACCACUCGGUAGAGCCGACUAUACGUCUUCCCAGCUCGGUUAGAAACGAAAAGUCGACUUCCUCAUCGGAUAAUGCGACUCACUUCUCAGGUUUGGCAAGGGCUGAGAAUACUUCAGGCGAAAAGUCAGAAAAGCGACAUUCUUAUCAGGCCAUAACACGUAUUCUGGUGCGGCGAUACAUCCACGUGUCGAAAAAGACGAUGCGACAAGGUGUAGUUAACGAAGACGACCUUCUAGAAAUUAAACAGGAUAUUUCUAGUCUGAGCAUGACGAAUGUGUUUUACUUUGCUUUGGCGAAUCGGGACAGAUAUGAACUGCGCGAGGAUAGGCAACGCGAGGUAGCGCGCUCGAUUGGCCACUUGGAGGGUCUGAAGUAUCAGCUGCUUUCGGUGCUAGUGCCACACCAUCGACAAGAACGGGAGAAUAGUUGCACAAGAUGGGUCAAUCCCCAUCUUGGUGCUGUUCCACGAUCUCCACAGCCGCCGUCGCAUUCUGUCGAGCCCAGCGAGAUACCCUUCGUCCCUGGACUUAAGGCUCUGGGUGCGCAGAUCCAAGCUCUGCGUGAAGAGAUCCGUCGAAUUCCUACUGGAACAAACACUUCAUUACCCUUAAACUGUCUACAAGCCACUACCACAACUAGUGAAGACCUGAAAUGCUUGAAGGAUGAGAUCAUUGGGGAGGUUAAAGGCGAGUUGCACAGCUUUGCACGACAGUUAAUGCAGUUUAUGAGCCAAUGCCAGCAGCCCAGUGGACCGUCUUCGGGGAGUGAAACUCUACCAACGCCCAGAGUAAGCACAAACGUUCCUCUUUCCACCUCUUCUCCCUCCCCGCCUCCAGCGCCUCCACCGGCAUGGGGCACUCUCAACAUUGACCGUGAGCGCAUUGGCGGGGUUUCGGUAACGUACAGAUCAGGCGCCGCCUCGGGACUCUCUCUGCCUGCUCCGAGACGGGCUCAGCCUGGGCACCAGCGUUAA